Pristis pectinata (smalltooth sawfish) is the source of this 1714-nucleotide messenger RNA. It is a transcript of the gene polr1e, whose product is annotated as RNA polymerase I subunit E. The record is from RefSeq and is a predicted model, not a curated record. Gene Ontology annotation, molecular function: DNA binding. Gene Ontology annotation, biological process: nucleolar large rRNA transcription by RNA polymerase I; transcription elongation by RNA polymerase I; RNA polymerase I preinitiation complex assembly. The coding region runs from base 290 to 1531 and encodes 413 amino acids. Lineage: Eukaryota; Metazoa; Chordata; Chondrichthyes; Rhinopristiformes; Pristidae. The transcript is spliced from 12 exons. Gene Ontology annotation, cellular component: RNA polymerase I complex.
GGGGAGGGGAGGGGAGGGGAGGGAAGGAAGGAAGGUCGGGCAGAGAGUAGCAGGAGAAUAGAAAGUGGAGGGAGAGGGAGAAUCUGUGUGUUUGUGGUGUCGGUGUGAGAGACGUGCUGGAGCUGGGGGUAUUGCAGCCUGAGACACGGACGACUUAAGGUCUUUCGUGAUUAAACAGUCCAACUCGAAACUUGCAUGUCCAUGGCAGUGGCUGAAAGUGUGUGUAUCAUCAUGGGAUAGAUAGACGUUGUUAGCUUCUCAGCGUGGAAGAGAAUGCAAUGAUGGAAAGAUGGAGAGUUUGUGUACGCUAGGCAGCCUGAAGGCUUUAUAUGUUCCAUCUGUCAUAGUUCAGUUUUCCAAUGGAAAGCUUACAAAUUCAGAAAAUGUGGAAUUUCAGCUACAUAAAAAUAUAUAUAAAAAUAAUCCCCGGAAGAAACAUCAGCUGAUCUUGUCUGCUGAAACGGACAGACUGACAUAUCUUGGAAAUAAUUUUGGACAAAGUGCUCUCAAGUGUAACUCAUUAUGCAAGUAUUUUGUUGGCGUGCUAAAUAAAAGUACGGGGAAAAUGGAAGUGCACGAUGCUCAGCUGUUUAACAUGCAGCCCUUCUUUCCUGGUGAAUCUGUGGCAGAAGAAUAUACCAAUGAAAAACAAACCUCAUAUCGAGAGAAGGUGGACUCCCUCAUUGAGGCAUUUGGUACCAUCAAGCAGAAACAUGCGCUCAACUCUCGCAGGUUGAAUCAAGUUGGGAAUGAGACCUUGCAGGAGGCUGUGGCAAAAGCGGCAGAAAAUAUCAUUGAUAAAAAAGGGAUAUCAGCUUUGGCCAAUGAGGCAAUUCAGUUUGAGUCACAGGACAUGUCAGUCUUCCUUCCACCUUGCCAUGCAGAUGCAGACAAGCCUGAGGAUGUUUACAAGUUUGAGGACAUCAUUUCAACUACUGAGUAUCAAGCAAUCAAGCCAUACUGUGAACCACUGAAGAUUCACACUGCAGAAGAAAUUCAUAAAUUGGCACAAACUGGCAACUACUCGUCUUUUGUUCUGGAAUCACUUAAAUCAGUACCUCAAGAUGAGGAAAGUCGAGAUCAUAAGAUUCACUGCCUGUUUUAUCUUCAGAUUCUGAUCAAAUUGCACAACUUAAAAAAACGUGAAUUUAAGCACAAAGGUUCCCUUGGGAGUGAUGUUGCAGAUGUUGUAAAAAACAGUUUGAUGAAAAAUUUCACAGUAUUGUCUUACAACAAUGGACGUGUACAAAACAUAAUCCCAAUCUCCAUGAAAGCUAAAAUAGUAGCAUAUGUUAUUGCAUUGGCUUUGCACAUUAACAGUUUUCAAAUUGACCUCACAUAUCUGCAGCAAGAUUUGAAAAUCAGUGAGAACAGAAUUUUGGACAUUGCAAGAGCGAUGGGUUUAAAAGUUGCAAAGAAAAAAGUGAAUAUUCCUGGUGGCGUUGCAGAGGAUCAUAAAAUGGCUACUCUUUCAUUACCAUUGGUUGUGCAAAGUAGAGUUCGUGGUAGGAAAAGGAAGAAAAUGACAUAAAAACACAAUAUAAUUCUAUUUGAAUGUGGAGUUGACAAACUCUUCAAGUUUCUAUUUCGCAUGGAAGAAUCUAGGUAUUAUUACAGUCCAAUGGAGAUGUAAUUGGUGCAAUACAUUGAAUUAAUGCUUGACUGUCAUGGCAUUCAUAGUUUUGUUAUUAAAAUUACAAAAAUAAGUACUUCA